Ictalurus punctatus (channel catfish) is the source of this 2098-nucleotide messenger RNA. It is a transcript of the gene cntfr, whose product is annotated as ciliary neurotrophic factor receptor. The transcript has 9 exons. Lineage: Eukaryota; Metazoa; Chordata; Actinopteri; Siluriformes; Ictaluridae. Gene Ontology annotation, molecular function: cytokine binding; cytokine receptor activity. Gene Ontology annotation, cellular component: external side of plasma membrane; membrane; signaling receptor complex. The record is from RefSeq and is a predicted model, not a curated record. Gene Ontology annotation, biological process: cytokine-mediated signaling pathway. The coding region runs from base 229 to 1308 and encodes 359 amino acids.
CCCCUUCAGACAGAGCAGUGUGAGCCACCAGUUAAGACACACACACACAUACACAGCUACACAUAGACGCGUGCAGCACACGCCGUGCCUACAGCUGAGCAACUUUGUGUGCUGGAGCGUCACAGAGACACAAACUGGUCUGCAUAUACAGAUACAUAUCUAGUGUCUCAAGAGGACAGGAGACAGUGUGGAAGUGAGGGACAGAGAGGAGCCGGAGAAAGCAUCUAAAUGGCCAACGUUGUGACGUCGGUGUGCUACGUGGUGCUCGCAGCCGUGGUGGUGGUGUAUGCCCAGCGACGCGGCCAGCAAGGAGGCAGGAUCCAGUAUGCGAGGAUCGGCAGCAAUGUAACAAUGCAGUGUGGGUCUCUGGACAAUGAUGCCUCAGUCACGUGGAAGGUGAAUGGGACAGAUGUUAAGGCCAAGCGGAGGGAGGAAGGGCCACGACUUAUUCUCAUGGAGGUGGACAUGAGUAGCAAUGGCCUAUACAGCUGUUUCCAGAAUCCUGAUGGCCAACGUCGUGAUCAGAUCACAUUUCGCAUUGGACUUCCUCCGAGGGAACCGCAGGUGACGUGCCGAUCAAACACGUACCCCAAGGGCUUCUACUGCAGUUGGCACCUCUUACAUCCCACAUACAUCCCUACGGAAUUUGAAGUCGACGUCCAACACAACCAGAAGUCUCUAGAAGUGAAAAGGGACGAUGCCCAUAAGAACAGAUGCCAUGUGAAGUUUCCUGAGCUCUUCUCUAGCUUUCCUUACCGAGUCAACGUCACGGCGAUCAACGAGCUCGGGAGAGCAUCCACAGCUAUCAGCUUCGAGGAGUCAAACAUGGUGAAACCAGAUCCUCCAGAGAAGGUGGUGGCCAGACCCAUUCCCAACAACGCACGAAGGCUUGAGGUGACCUGGAACAGCCCAUCCACAUGGCCGGACAUCGAUUCCUUCCCUCUGAAGUACUUCCUGCGCUACCGUCCGCUGAUCAGAGACCAGUGGCAGCAUGUGGAGCUCUCAGACAGCACCUCCCACACCAUCACAGACGCUUACGUGGGGAAGGAGUACAUCAUCCAACUAGCUGCUAAGGACAUGGAGAUCGGCACUUGGAGUGACUGGAGCGUAGCUGUGCACGCAACACCCUGGACAGAGGAACCCAAACCCAUCACCUCCACCACAGAGGCAGACUUGCCCAUAGAGACCACGCCAUCUGCUGCCCCACCCUCACCUAGGCCCAGAGUGGGUGGUGCUACAGGAGGAUGCAAUGUCCUCCUCUGCUCAUCCCAUAUCCUCCUGGCGUGUGUUCUGCUGUCCAUGAUGUGAUGUUUAUAAUUCAUUCCUGUGGAAAGUCUUCUAGUUCUAUUUUGCACAUCUAAAUGGAUAUCGUGCAUUGAUAAUUUAAUUCGUUUUUUUUUUUUUUUCUCUCUCACAAAAAGAAAAAAAAAUAGUAAGAUUAAUAAAUGAUGACAUUAAGGACGGAAGGGGGAAAAACGAACUGAAAUGCAUCACGGGCAGCGUGGCUGAAGGUGGAGUGAGUGCAGGCACGGGACUCUGUACCCCAGGGAAGCUAAACAUAUGGGGAUACGUGAGUCAACAGGCUUCUGUCUCACAGUAGCACAACAAUGAAAAAACAGACAAACAAACAAGCAAAGCAUCCAUCCUUCUUUCCCCUUUGACUUUUUUUCAAACAAAUCAUAGCCUUUUUUUGAUGUUUUGCACACACUGGAGGUACGAUGGUGGUACGAGCUCAACCUUUGUGUGUCAUGAAAUUCAGCAGCAUACAGCUACCUGUUCAUGCCAAAGACGUGGAGAUUUCUCUUUCCCACGAUCCUUAGCUUCCCCAAGCCUGUGUCUGUGCGAGGGACUGGAAGCUGCAGCGCAAAAUCUCCAUCCAGCAAACUGGAGCUUCAUAGACUGAGGACUAACAAACUUAGAAUGAAGGUCAUCAUUUUGAUUAAUUUUCUCUUUACAGCAUUUAGCUUUCUUUCUUUCUUUCUUUCUUUCCUUCUUUUUUUAUUUCUCUUUAUUUGUAUUCAGCUCUUGAUAAUGAGAGGCUGAAAGACAGACGCUUACGCACACACAUUUAAAAAAUAAAAAACAGUGUCUUACUUCA